CUCGUCAAUUUCUGAUUCGAAGAAUCUGGAGCUUCUCAAUCCAUGAGAUGGAUGACAGUGAGCUCUUUAAUUUGACCGUGGUGGAGCUACGUUCCUUGUGUAACGAUAAGGGUUUGGAAACGUCGAGACUCCGUAAGAAGCAGAUUGUGGAGUUGUUGCUCGAGAAUGGAGUUUCAGAGAUACCAGCGGAUCUGAAAAAUCGUGGAACACCGCGGAAGAGCCCCAUGACCACCCGGAAGAGUCUUCUGACGCCCCAAAAAAAUCUUUUGGAGCAGAGCUCGAACAUUCCCAGGACCGCCACCCCGCGGAGAACGCGCUACCAGCGGCGAACACGAGCGAUGGAAUUGAGGGAGGCCGAAAAUUCGGACAAAGAGAACGACGGUGACGAAUCCGAGGUUACGAAAGCCGCUGGGAAAGCGAUUCAGAUCGCCGACGGUGCCCACGAGAAUUCCCCGGUGAAAGAGUCUCCCGGACUACUUGAUCAGCCUCCUGAUGUCGGGAACAAUUCUCACGGGGGAAGCGCGUCGAGUUCCCCCGAGAGAGCCCUAGGAAAUGGAACAGAAAAAGGGAGCGAAACCGAAAAGGUUCUGGAGGGAUCGGCGAAGACACCGGAGGAUGAUGGAGAUGCCCCUAUGGAAACCCCCGAGGCGAAGGAUGACGUUGAGGAUGCCCCGACGGGGGAGGCGAUCGUAUCGAAGGAAAGCGGGGAUGCAGUUUCCAACAGCAGUUUCACCACCGCUAUGUCGUCGGCGAACAGUACAUUUGACGUCGAGAAAGAAGACGAUAAAGAGACUGCGACUCCCAGAAAAAGUCGAAAGAGGUGGUCGACGUCGAUAACCGAGGAUUUCAAUUUUGCUCGGAGGUCGAAUUCUUCUGCGGAGCCGACGCAAGACGGCGACGAUCCCCCGUCUUCUCCAGGAGAUCCGUCUCCUGAACGAGAAGCGGAGUCGGGGAGUCCGGUCGACGAUGCACCGAGAGAUGGUUCGCCAGAGCGUCCACAUCUAACACGUCGGCAGACGUUCACGGUCGAAACACCCGCGUCGAAGUCCACUCCCGGCGUCUCGAAAACCUCGAAACCAGGGUUCAAAGCUAGCAAGACCCCGAAUUUCAAAAAAAUUCACGAGCGAAAUCAAGCCAAGUUCGAAAACAUCGCAGACUAUUCCGCCCGGAAACGUGAGCGAAUGCGGGCGCUGGUCUCGUCCACGAAAGACAUCCGAUCAGCUGCUGCGGCCUCUCGAGAGGCAACUCGAACGCCGAAAACACCGUUACGCUCUGUGAAGGCGAUCUCUCAAUCGGAGACGCCAGCUUCUGAGAGGAAGAUUCUAUCGAACAAAGUUCGGAGCAACCGCCGCUUCGAGCUUCUCAUGAAAGCUCGAGGCCUACCGAUGAAUGCCGAAGCUCCCGAACACGCCUAGCUCAGGAUAAUCCAAAAAUACUUUUUCCCAAAAAUACGUACAAUUUAAUCUUUAAAUUUUCGUCUGAUCUAAGCAUACGUGUCACUUUCCUCCGUUGUGAAGCUGUGAAGCUAAUCGCCUGCAACGAACGUGCGUUUGUGGAAUUUUCGUUGAACUGGCUUGCGAUUCGUCAUAGCGAGGAACAUCUCACCAUUGGUACUCGAGAGUUCUCUCAACUUGACUCUUUGGUCCUCAUUGAAUCUGCGUAGUCGAUAAGCAACAAUCUUGACCAUCGGAACAUCGAAUCAGCCUUCUAGUAGACCCUCUGUGCAUGAUCUCAAAUACGCUUUUAGGCAUCCAUUUGUCGACGGAAAUCAGGGAGGAUUAGUGGGGUCAAGUGAAGUCGACCCUCGAUAGAGAGGUCCUCCCACAGUAUGAGGGGGAUAAAUAAAUGAGGUUUUUCUUCG
Messenger RNA from Galendromus occidentalis (western predatory mite), 1861 nucleotides. RefSeq names its product serine/arginine repetitive matrix protein 2. Gene Ontology annotation, cellular component: microtubule; spindle. The transcript is spliced from 7 exons. The record is from RefSeq and is a predicted model, not a curated record. Gene Ontology annotation, biological process: establishment of mitotic spindle localization; mitotic cytokinesis. Bases 48 to 1415 code for a protein of 455 amino acids. NCBI's taxonomy places the organism in Eukaryota, Metazoa, Arthropoda, Arachnida, Mesostigmata, Phytoseiidae.